AUGCUACUACAUCAUCUACCACGGCUCCUUUUGUUCCUCUCUACUAUUAGUAGCCAUGUACUACUACUGACACUCGCAGAUCCAGUAGUGGACUUGGCGGCCCCCACUAUGGGAUUCAUGAGUUGGGAACGUUUUCGAUGUACCAUUGAUUGUAACGACGAUCCCACGCAUUGCAUCAGCGAACAAUUGUACCAAAGUAUGGCCGAUGCACUCGUGUUGCACGGAUACGCUGCAGCCGGAUAUACCCAAGUCUCGAUUGACGAUUGUUGGACGGAUCAUCAACGCUUUCAAGGGCGUUUGCAAGCCGAUCCCACGCGCUUUCCCCAUGGCAUUGCGGCGUUGGCGGACUAUUUGCACGCCGCUGGAUUGACGCUGGGCAUCUAUGGGGAUGCCGGAAUUCAAACCUGUGGACACUACCCGGGAUCACAGGGAUACGAAGACAUUGACGCCAGGACGUUUGCGGAAUGGGGUGUCGACUAUAUCAAGUUGGAUGGCUGUCAUAUUGACGACGACGCUACAACUACUUCUAGUCAUGAGCAAGGCAACAAGUAUCGCCAACGAUACGUCGCCUUUGGCGCUGCCAUGGCCAAAGUCUCCCACAUUCGCAACAUGACAUUUUCCUGUAGUUGGCCGGCAUAUAUUGGAGACAAUGAAACCGACAAACCCUUUGACGUCAUGUACCAUCAAGCGGGAUGCAAUACGUGGCGCAAUUUCAAGGACAUUGACAAUCAUUGGGAGUCUUUGUCAGAAAUCAUUUUGCACUGGGCCGACUACUGGCACGAGUUGCAAAAUAUUCCAACAGGAUCUUUCAAUGAUGCCGACAUGUUGAUUGUGGGAGAUGAUCAUUAUGGAACCAUGCUGCCACGACCCCAAGCUCAAUUGCAAAUGGGGUUUUGGGCCAUGAUUGCCUCGCCACUCCUCAUUGGAGGAGACGUUCGUACCAUUCCCGAAGAGUAUCGCAAGAUUCUCGUGAACCAACACAUUAUUGCCGUCAAUCAAGAUGUCUCUCGCAAACAGGCCUAUUGUGUCGUGGGAUGCAAAGGGACGACGAACACAGACGACGACGCAUUUGAAGAAUUGAGAACAACAUCUGCCCUGAAACAAGUCUGGAGCAAAACCUUGCAGGGAGGACAUAGUCAGGCAUUAGGAUUCUUCAAUCUGCAGGAAGACGAUGAUGCCACUAUUCAGUAUAUUUACCAGUUGGAAGGAGUGGUCGCUCAAUGCGUCGACCUGUGGAGUGACGAUCCAAACAAGGAUCUAUGUGCACAAGGCAAGGGAGCCACCACGCAACAGUGGGAUAUUCAUCUCCUUACCAAGGACGAUAAUCACUACUCCUUACAGAUUCAAGCCCUGGAGAUGGAACCCACAUCGCAUCGCAUGCUACGAAUUGAUUACUAUUGCGACAACUCGAAUCAGCAACUAACGUUUGGCGGAGGACAAGUUAGUGAGUGA
This is a messenger RNA of Seminavis robusta, 1452 nucleotides long. Lineage: Eukaryota; Bacillariophyta; Bacillariophyceae; Naviculales; Naviculaceae. The record is from the annotation of a GenBank genome assembly.